AUGGAUCCAAACAUUGACCCUGAAGUCACCAAGCAACAGGAAGUGAUGGAUGCCAUAGCUAACGCUACCUCAGUACUACACAAUCAAGUAUCUGAAGAUAUGACACAUGGUACGCCACACGAAAUCGAUGAUAAAGAUGUUAGCUUCACUAAGGAAUCAGAACUAGGCUAUGAAUUUAUCAAUGAAGACCAUGUAAAGGAUAAUGAGCCUGCAUCAACAUCUACUACAACUGCAGCAGAGGCUGCCUUACAUGUUUUACUUAAUGCACAUAACAAUGGUGAAGAAUUAUUUGAACAAUAUGAGUCUGAAACAACUACUCAACCAAACGCAAAGGAAAAUGUGGUACCAAAACCGAGCAGAACAGCAACUCCAAGUACAUCUUCAAAUGGCGGUGAUGUGACAUUGGUAUCAUAUGACCCAGAUGCAAAAACACCACGUUUAGGAAGACCAAGAAGAAAUCUCACAAAUACUUUAGCUCCGCCUGAAUCAUCAUCUUCUAAAAAUUAUAAUGAAGCCAUUAUGUCAAAAUUUAGGUUAGAUUCUCAACCAGUUGAAGGACCUGGAUCUAGAGGUGGUAAAGGUGGAAGAAAAAGUCCUAGAGGUAGAAUUACUUCUAGUUCAAUUAGAAAGAAGGCUCAAUCCACAUUAAAUUUCAAACCUAUCAAUGGCGAAGGAAUUAGCAUUGGGUUGGCUGAUAAGAAUGGAAAGAGUGUCAAUAAUGACGAUGCUUCAAAACCACAGAAAUCCAAUACAGGAUCAGCUGAAAAUUCUACAACGUCCACUCCCCCAAAAUCCCCAAAAUUGAUUUUAAAAUUAGGUGUCAAAAAACCAGAAUCAAACACAGUACCAACUUCUAAUAAACCAGUGAAGAUAGCACCAGCACCUCCUGUGUCCAUGAAAAGAGUACAGACUCCAACCCCUGCUCCACCGAACAAAAGAUCAAAACCUGUGAAAAAAUUUAGUAGAACAACGGUGUUAAAUGGCAAACAAAAGAUAACGCGUCAAUUACCUGGACCUCUAGUUGGGUUAGAUUACGACUUGUAUGAUGAUGGUUUAGUAGAUCAAUAUUUUGAUUCCAUACAUGAAAAAAUUGGUCUUGGAUAUCCCGUUGCUAAGGCUCCAUAUGCAAGUGAUAUUGUCUUUAUUUUAUCUUUUCUCAUAAAAUUUAAACAUGUUAUUCCAGUUGAUUCUAUUGGUCCGGGAACUAUUGAAUAUGGAUUAAGUUUACCAAGGUUAGAUGAUACAUAUGAUGAGAACCCUAGCAAGUACAACCUCCGCAAGCCCCGAGCAGACGACGAUGAUUAUGACCCACUGUUCAUAUCUCCUGAAAUGCACAGUUUAUUCUUGAAAUUGUUAGGAUUGGUUUUGAAUCGUAAGAAACCAGUGACAUCCCAUACAAAGGCUAUUCAAGAUCUAAAACCUCAGAGUAUAAGUUUAGGUUUACCAUUGGAAUGGAAGACUUUGAAAGCAGCUGACGAGCAGAACAUAGAUGACGAAGCUGAAGAGCCAGUGGAUCCAACACAUCCUGAUAUUUUAAUAGACAAAGUACCUCAAAGUCAUACAUGGUUAGUAACAUUCAAUCCAUUUUAUACUGCUGAAUUUGAAACUAACGGGUUAGCUGGAUUGGAGAAUCCAAUAGAUAGGUUGGUAAUGUUACGCACCCUUGUCCAUUGGGCAUUAAGUAAUUCUGAAAUAAUUAAGAAGGAAAUGACUUUGAAUGUUCAAAAACAAGACAUGCCUGGUGAUAAGGAAACAUAUUAUGCUGCAAGAUCUAUUCUUUAUGGUUUCAAGAAUGCUCAAGAUACAAAAACUGCUGCUGAAGCAAAAUUGGCUAAAAGGAAAUCCGAAGAAGAGGUAAGAUAUAUUGAUCCUACUUCUGAUCCAAAAGCACAUACUUUAAACAUACGAUUGAACGAACAAAUAGCCGGUGAUAUUGGUUUUGGAAUUGGAAGAUUCUACUUGUGUCGAAUGGCUGAUGAAUACAACGGUGGAUUAUCGUCCAUCAAGAAAAUGAAUACUGUAUGGAAUGGUCCUGCUGGUUUGAAUGGUCCUUUACCAUCAAACUUUAAAUUGUACAUUCAAGAUGUUCACCAAAUGUUAGUUGAAUCAUUAAGUGUUGUAGGAGUUGAAUUUGAUGUGAAUGGAAAUGAAGUCAAACCUACAUAUAAAACUACAGAUGAGCAAGAGCAAUGGUAUGAAGUGGCAUCCAAUGGGCAAGAAUUACGGGAAUUUACAGAAUUUCUUGCCGGAAGAUUGGGUAUAACUGAAGGAUCUACCUCAUUAAUCCCAAUGGCAUCUAUAAUCUACAAACCUGUUCUUCAAUUGUAUGAGUAUUUAUCAAGAAUUCUUCCUUUGAUUGAGAAACAAGAAAGCUUGAUUGAAACCAGAAGAUCUACAAGGAAAAGGCCAAUUGACUAUAGUGAUCGACGUGCCGCUGCCAGAUACAAUGACGUUGUGGAUGUUGAUGACUUUGUCGAUGAAAAUGGGAAUGAGGACGAUAAUUACGUUGAGAUGGAUGGUGUUGAAGAUGAUGACGAUGAUGAAGAAUAUCUCGAUUAA
This is a messenger RNA of Candida tropicalis MYA-3404, 2559 nucleotides long. RefSeq lists its product as uncharacterized. The transcript has a single exon. Bases 1 to 2559 code for a protein of 852 amino acids. Lineage: Eukaryota; Fungi; Ascomycota; Pichiomycetes; Serinales; Debaryomycetaceae. The record is from RefSeq and is a predicted model, not a curated record.